ACUAAAAGAGAGCAAGAAGGAAGCACCAGCAGUUCGGACCUGGGCAGCCUUCCUGGGAAGAUGCAGCCGCUCCUGCUCCUGUUGGCCUUUUUACUGCCCCCCGGGGCAAAGGCAGGGGAGAUCAUCGGGGGCCAUGAGGCCAAGCCCCACUCCCGCCCCUACAUGGCGUUUCUUCAGAUCUGGCACCAGGAUGUCCAGAGUAGGUGUGGUGGGUUCCUGAUUCGAGAGGAUUUUGUGCUGACAGCUGCUCACUGCUGGGGAAGCUCAAUCAAUGUCACCCUGGGGGCCCACAACAUCAAGAAGAAGGAGAGGACUCAGCAAGUCAUCCCAGUGAGAAGAGCCAUCUGCCACCCAAACUAUGAUAAGAAGAACUACUCCAAUGACAUCAUGUUACUAAAGCUGGAGAGAAAGGCCAAGCUGACUGCAGCUGUGAGGCCCCUCAGUCUGCCCAGGGGCAAGGCCCGGGUGAAGCCAGGACAGGUGUGCAGUGUGGCCGGCUGGGGGCAGGUCGCAAUGGGCACCUACUCAGACACACUGCAGGAGGUAAAGCUGACCCUGCAGGAGGAUCAGAAGUGUGAAUCCCACUUACACAAUUAUUACAACAAUGCCGUUCAGCUGUGUGUGGGGGAUCCAAAGGAAAAGAAAGCUUCCUUUAAGGGGGACUCUGGGGGCCCGCUCGUGUGUGACAAAGUGGCCCAGGGCAUUGUCUCCUAUGGACAAAAGAAUGGGUCACCUCCACGGGCCUGCACCAAAGUCUCAAGUUUCCUGCUCUGGAUAAAGAAAACCAUGAAAAGCCUCUGACUGCAGGAACCAGACCUCCUUCCCUGCUGUGAUCCAGAAUCACGCUGCAGAUGGGGAUGCCAGCAGAUGAAUAAAUGUCUCUC
Hippopotamus amphibius kiboko is the source of this 884-nucleotide messenger RNA. RefSeq names its product granzyme B-like. Gene Ontology annotation, cellular component: intracellular membrane-bounded organelle; cytoplasm. Gene Ontology annotation, molecular function: serine-type endopeptidase activity. Gene Ontology annotation, biological process: proteolysis. The transcript is spliced from 5 exons. Bases 61 to 801 code for a protein of 246 amino acids. Lineage: Eukaryota; Metazoa; Chordata; Mammalia; Artiodactyla; Hippopotamidae. The record is from RefSeq and is a predicted model, not a curated record.